UCCACAUUCGUCGCUUUGACCGAGUGUCAAACACGUUUUCAGCCAAAUCAACGUUCUUCGAUUUAUAUCCCAACAAAGGCGCUCGUCUUUUCACGCAAAUCCCAUUCUUUCUCAUCCUGAAUGAGGAAUAAAUAAACAUCGAAUUAUUCAUGUCUGAACCACCUUCAGGGGAUUCUGCCGGAGCGGGAGGUUAUGGAGCCUUUUACCCGGCGGGAUACCAGACGUUUCAACCGGAGGAGCACGGCCUAGACCGCGGCUUCCGACUGACGGCCUUCUCUGAUCUGAAAGGAUGAGGCUGCAAAGUCCCGCAGGAGGCUCUGCUCAAACUCCUGCAGGGACUGGAGCCCGACCGCCCGCCCGGAGAGGAUGGCGGCUCGGGCUCGGGGGCUGGAGACGAGACCGCUGAAUUCGGCCAACUUGUUUCAGCAUCACAGGGUCCGAGACUAGGUAUAGGAAUGGACUCGUGUGUCAUCCCUCUGAGACAUGGAGGUUUGUCCCUGGUUCAAACCACAGAUUUCUUCUAUCCUUUAGUGGAGGAUCCCUAUAUGAUGGGCCGAAUUGCCUGUGCGAAUGUGUUGAGUGAUCUUUAUGCCAUGGGCAUCACAGAGUGCGAUAACAUGCUUAUGCUUCUUAGCGUCAGUCAGAAGAUGAAUGAGAAGGAGAGAGAGCAGGUGAUGCCUUUGAUGAUGAAGGGCUUCCGGGAUGCGGCAGAGGAGGGUGGGACCUCAGUAACUGGAGGACAAACAGUCAUAAAUCCCUGGAUCAUAAUCGGAGGGGUGGCCUCUGUUGUGUGCCAGCCCGGUGAAUUCAUCAUGCCUGACAGUGCUGUACCUGGAGAUGUGUUGGUUCUUACAAAGCCUCUGGGAACUCAAGUUGCAGUGAAUGCACAUCAGUGGAUGGAUAUACCAGAGAAAUGGAAUAAGGUAAAGCUGGUGAUCACCAAAGAAGAGGUGGAGCAUGCUUAUCAGGAGGCCAUGCUCAACAUGGCCACCCUCAAUCGCACAGCUGCUGCUUUAAUGCACAAAUUUAAUGCACACGCUGCCACAGACAUCACAGGCUUUGGGAUCAUUGGACAUGCAAGUAAUCUCGCCCAGCAGCAGCGAAAUGAUGUUGCCUUUGUCAUUCACAACCUUCCUAUUAUUGCUAAAAUGGCCGCAGUGAGCAAAGCUUGCGGCAACUUGUUUGGGCUUUUGCAAGGAACCUCAUCUGAAACAUCAGGUGGUUUGUUGAUCUGCCUGCCAAGGGAGCAGGCGGCUCGAUUCUGCGCCGAGAUGAAGUCCAGUCGUUUGGGUUUUUCAGGAGCACUUGGGCAGGAUGGCGGACCAGGCGAUGGGCAACAGGCAUGGAUCAUUGGCAUAGUGGAGAAGGGUAAUCGCUGUGCUCGCAUUAUCGACAAACCUCGAAUCAUAGAGGUGCCGUACCGCGGGUCAGUGAUUGGCACACAGGAGAGCAGCAACAACAAUGCGAGUCCUCAUGAGGUGCAGUUGACAUAACUCUGCACAACUGUGAAGGGACUAUAAUCUGUCAUAAAUCAUCAUUUAGUUCUUUUAUUUUCUCCUGUCUUAUUGGUGGGCUUGAUAGAUUUUUGUGUGUGUAUGGUCAUGUCAUAGACAUAGUGUUUGUGAGUCAAUGAUAGGACAUACAAAAGACAAAAAGAAUAGGUGAAUAGGUCAUUUUGAUGUCCAUUUCCUCCCCCUGUUCAACCGAAGGGUUGAGAGCGACAGACCAAAAAUGUUUUAAUUUACCUGGUGGGAGAUGGAAUGGACAACAAACUUCAUUCUCAUUCUUACACACGCACGCCCAACUCUGUCAUCUGAAGCCUUAGAUCUUUAAUUUUUGAUUUAUGUAUACAAGUUUUUUUUUUUUACUGUUGUUCUAAUUUCGAUUUCCUCUUGGAGAAUUUUGACCAAAACCAUAUUUUUUCUCCAAAAAUGAGUCUUACAUUUAUAACAUCUGGGUCUUUCAAAAAAAUUAGGUGGCAGUUCCCAAGAACCGGUACAAUAAAACAGCCUCUAUUUGUCAACAUUAGUUAACUAUUAGUUAACAUGAACAAUUGUUUAUAGUUUAGCUUCAACAAAGAGGAAUAAGUGCUGUUAAAAGCAUUAACUAAUGUAACAAAUGGAACUUUAUUGUAUAUUGUUAAAGGAGUAGUUCACCUUAAAAAUGAGAAUCCUGUCAUCAUUUAAAUGCCCUCUUGUCAUUUCAAACCUGUAUGACUUUCUAUUUUUUACCGAACACAAAAUAAGAUAUUUGAAAAAAAUGUUCGUAACAGAAUAGCACAGCCCCCCCCCCCAAUUCACUUCUAUUAUAACCAAUGCAAGUGAAUGGAGGGUUGUUAACAACCUUCUUCAAAAUAUCUUCUGAAAUAAGAAAGUCAUACAGGUUUGAAAUGACCAGGAGGUGAGUAAAUGAUGACAUAAUUUUCAUUUUGAUUUUUUCUUUUGACAAACUUUCCCAACAAGUCAGAAAGACAAAAAUUGUAAAAUGACAAUCAAAGCUAAAGUGUUUAGCUAUUUGUCUAUUCAGCUAUCUGAGAAAUUGAGGACUGAAUGAUCAGAAAUAUUGAUUUCAUUGUGAUAUUUAAUGGUACAAUCAAUUAUUAUUUUUUUGUGAAAGAUUCAGAUAUCCAAAUUGUGAUGGUGUUUAUUUUGUAUUGUCCACUUAAAUCGUAUUCAUAACACUGUAAUAAGUUUACUGUAGAAAAACACAAGUCACAUGCCUAGUGAAAUAAGAUUAAAGUUCGUUCUUUGGUCAUUUUCCUAUCUAGAAUAACCUUAUAUGAAGUGCUGGUUAGAUUGGGGUUUAGCAGUAGCUUAAUCAUUUGAUUCACUAUGGACGACCUUUGUCAUGGUUUUAGGAAGGUUUUCCGAGAAGUCAUUUUGAACAAUUUGCAGAGUGUGUUCAUAAUAUAUGAAUGAUGUGCAUCACUCAUUUGAUCCAUAUCUAAAAAAUAGGUACUCUGGUUUUGCACCGCGUAACUGAUAAAGGAUUGAGCAGCUUUCAUCAGUUCAGUGGGUGAUCCCAGAAUCCCUAUUCUUGCAUUUGAAUGGCUGCAGCAGAGCACCAGUGUCUGAUGUCCUUUUUUAUGAUGCCUCGCUUUUUAACCCCAGCUAAUGGGACAGGUGAGGUUGAUGUAAGCAGAAAGGAAAGGAUAAGCUGAUCUACCAAGUCCAUUCACCUGCAGUGAUUGUCAUUGCAAUUUCAAUCAUGAAAUGUUGUUCAAUAAAAUUGUAAUUUUGUCUAA
Messenger RNA from Triplophysa dalaica, 3244 nucleotides. RefSeq names its product selenophosphate synthetase 3 (gene sephs3). Gene Ontology annotation, cellular component: cytoplasm. The record is from RefSeq and is a predicted model, not a curated record. Gene Ontology annotation, molecular function: ATP binding; selenide, water dikinase activity. The transcript is spliced from 8 exons. Gene Ontology annotation, biological process: L-selenocysteine biosynthetic process. NCBI's taxonomy places the organism in Eukaryota, Metazoa, Chordata, Actinopteri, Cypriniformes, Nemacheilidae.